Molecule: messenger RNA, 729 nt
Organism: Hirsutella rhossiliensis
Lineage: Eukaryota; Fungi; Ascomycota; Sordariomycetes; Hypocreales; Ophiocordycipitaceae
Product: mitochondrial ATP synthase B chain precursor
Exons: 4
Coding region: 1-729 (242 amino acids)
Biological process (GO): proton motive force-driven ATP synthesis
Molecular function (GO): proton transmembrane transporter activity
Source: RefSeq, a predicted model, not a curated record
AUGGCUUCCCGCAUCGCGCGAAGCGCUGUCAGCGCUCCUCUCCUCCGACCGACGAUCGCCCGCCGAACCCUCCCUGCUCUCGCGGCCGUUGCGACGCGAAACUCCAGCAACGUCCCCACCGAGGAGCCCAAGAAGAAGGCGCAGAGCAUCGUCGACGCGCUCCCCGGCAGCAGCUUGCUCUCCAAGACGGCCAUCCUCAGCAGCGCCGCCGGCCUCAGCAUCUACGCCAUCAGCAAUGAGUUCUACAUCAUGAACGAGGAGACGGUCGUCGCCGUCUGCCUGCUAGCCGUCUGGGGCGGCCUCAUCAAGUACGGCGGCCCAGGCUACAAGGAGUGGGCCGAGGCCCAGAACCAGAAGAUCAAGAACAUCCUCAACAGCGCCCGCGCCGACCACACCGAGGCCGUCAAGACCCGCAUCGAGGACGUCAAGCAGAUGGGCGGCGUCGUUGACAUCACAAAGGGCCUCUUCAAUGUCUCCAAGGAAACCGCCCAGCUCGAGGCCAAAGCUUUCGAGCUCGAGCAGCAGACCGCCCUGGCUGCCGAGGCCAAGACCGUCCUGGACUCGUGGGCCCGCUACGAGGGCCAGGUCAAGCAGCGUCAGCAGCAGGAGCUGGCCACGUCCAUCAUUGCCAAGGUGCAGAAGGAGCUCGAGAACCCCAAGGUCCUGCAGCAGAUUCUCCAGCAAAGCGUUGCCGAUGUUGAGCGGAUCGUCUCCUCCAAGGCCCAAUAG